Molecule: messenger RNA, 828 nt
Organism: Vigna unguiculata (cowpea)
Lineage: Eukaryota; Viridiplantae; Streptophyta; Magnoliopsida; Fabales; Fabaceae
Product: ATPase E1
Molecular function (GO): RNA binding
Source: RefSeq, a predicted model, not a curated record
AGUUUUAGGUGUUAGCGGCGACGCUAGGUGGUGGUGGUGGUUGUGGUUUUUGAAGUGAGUGAAGUAGGAAUGGCGAUGACGCAAGGGGUGCAGAAGAACACGUUGUACGUGGGAGGGUUAGCGGAGGAGGUCAACGAGUCAAUCCUCCACGCCGCCUUCAUCCCCUUCGGCGACAUCAAGGACGUCAAGACGCCGCUCGACCAGGCCACGCAGAAGCACCGCUCAUUCGGCUUCGUCACCUUCCUCGAACGCGAAGAUGCCACCGCCGCCAUGGACAACAUGGACGGUGCCGAGCUCUACGGCCGCGUCCUCACCGUCAACUACGCCCUCCCCGAACGCAUCAAAGGCGGUGAACAGGGCUGGGCCGCCCAACCUAUUUGGGCGGAUGCCGAUACCUGGUUUGAGCGCCAGCAGCAGGAGGAGGAGAUGCGGCGGAUUGAGGCCGAGAAUCGCGCGGCGAUGCAGGCGGCGGAGGACUUGCACCGAAAACAAGUGGCUGAACAGCGAGAGGGAGAGAAGGAAGAAGAAAUUGAGAUCAAGGAUGAUCCUAUGGCCAAUGCUGAAGCUGAGGUUCUACGACAAUAGAUUACGGUGAUCUGUCAAAUCGGAGCAACUUGGUGAGUGAAUAUCUAAUGUGAUUUUGUAAGGAUACAAUCUAGAAUCUCAUGCGAACAUCUAAACCCUCUAUCAAUAGGCUGACCUUGGUGGGUCAUUUGUAAUGUGAGAUAAAUCUUGUGUAUGAUUACUUAUUUCUAUAGAUUAUGAAACAGGAUAGCUAGUCAUAUGAAACCACCAUUCUUUGGAAAAGAAGUUAAAUUCCGUUGGGUA